This is a messenger RNA of Daucus carota subsp. sativus, 463 nucleotides long. RefSeq lists its product as uncharacterized. NCBI's taxonomy places the organism in Eukaryota, Viridiplantae, Streptophyta, Magnoliopsida, Apiales, Apiaceae. Bases 41 to 394 code for a protein of 117 amino acids. The record is from RefSeq and is a predicted model, not a curated record. The transcript is spliced from 4 exons.
AGUUCUGGAGAAUUAGGGUUUAACAUCAAGAGAGAAAACAAUGGAGAACGAAAAUCGAAACAGAGAGUCGAUGAUGCCAUUGGAGAAGAGAGAGAUGCCGACCACCAAAAACAAGAAAAGAAUGCUGGCGACGCCGAAGUAUCCAACACCGCCUCCGUCGCCUCGGAACAAAAAACGAACGAGGUUCGUGAAAAACAUGGAACAAUCAUCACAGACAUCAAGCCCAAGUCUAUCUGAAAGUUCCGAGUACAGGGAGAAGAAAAAGAAAACAAGGAAAAAGGCAAAGCUGGACAAAAGGCUGAAAAAAUUAAACAAGAAAAUCCGUAAGCUGACUUUUGCAGUGGAAAAACUAACCCAUGUUUUCAGUUUGAGUAAAUUUGAAAUGUUCAACUAAGUAACCAUUGAAAAUAUUUCUUCUGGAUCUAUUUAACUGUUGACUGUCAUCUGUGAUUAAUUGCUCUUA